ACUUUGAAAAAUACGAAACUAUUGAAGCUUUGCUGAAUCGCUGAAUCUGCAUCUUCAUCAUGACAGCUUUCGAAGAAAUGGGCGUCAUGUCCGAAAUUGGUCAGGCAGUGGAAGAAAUGGAUUGGACUUUACCGACAGAUGUACAGUCCGAAGCUAUACCCAUGAUCCUUGGUGGCGGUGAUGUUCUUAUGGCUGCUGAGACUGGAAGUGGUAAAACCGGAGCUUUCUGUCUCCCAAUAAUGCAGAUUGUGUAUGAAACCCUUAAGGACCAGGAAGAAGGAAAAGGAAGAAAGGUCUCCUCUAAAACUGCAGCAUCUGGGGGAAGUAACUGGAAGAUGAACAUGCACGACCGAGGAGAUGCUAUGGCCAUUGGUCCAGAAGGACUGUUAUGUCAGGCUCGGGAUCAACAGAAAUGGCAUGGAACACGCUCCAAUAAAGCCAUCACACAGCAAGGUCGCUACUACUUUGAGGCAACUGUCACAGAUGAGGGGCUGUGUCGUGUGGGAUGGGCGACCGACAAGGCCACACUAGACCUCGGCACAGACAAAUUCGGCUUUGGUUUCGGUGGAACAGGCAAGAAGUCCUGGGGCAGACAGUUUGACAGUUACGGAGAGCCUUACGGUAUGAACGAUACCGUCGGUUGUUACCUGGACAUAGACAACGCAGAAAUGCGCUGGUCCAAAAAUGGAGUGGACCUUGGUAAAGCCUACGAUAUUCCACCACACUUGAGAAGUGAGAAGUUUUAUGCUGCAGUCACUCUGAAGAAUGCUGAAAUGGAGUUCAACUUUGGUAAAACACCGUUCAAGUUCCCUCCAGGCAAGAAUUUCGUGGGUUUAGCCCAGGCCCCUUCGCAGUGUGUUGUACAGUCCAGGAUUUCCAGUGGUGUAGCGGUCAGUGCCAAGCCUGCCCCCAAUGCCCCCCAGGCCAUCAUCAUAGAGCCUUCAAGAGAACUUGCAGAGCAGACUUUCACACAGAUCCAGAAGUUUAAAGUCCAUCUGUCUAACCCAACCAUUAGGGAGCUACUGAUUAUUGGUGGUGUCAAUGUCAAGGACCAGUUGGACGUCCUGCAGAGGGGGGUGGAUAUCGUCGUGGGAACCCCUGGGAGACUGGAGGACCUCAUCUCAACAGGCAAGCUGCUGUUACACCAAGUCCGCUUCUUUGUCCUUGACGAAUGUGAUGGCCUUCUGUCUCAAGGGUACAGUGACCUCAUUAACAGACUACACCAGCAGAUUCCCAAGGUCACUAAUGACGGCAAACGUCUACAGAUGGUCGUCUGCUCGGCAACACUCCACUCGUUCGAUGUCAAGAAAAUGGCGGAGCGUCUGAUGUACUUCCCCACAUGGAUAGAUCUGAAAGGUCAGGACGCGGUGCCGGAGACUGUCCAUCACGUGGUGUGCAGGAUUGACCCAACACAGGACACAAGAUGGAAGAACCUACAGCGACACGUAGCCACUGACGGUGUCCAUCAAAACGACAACAUCUCCGCCAACGGAACAUCUCAAGAAACCUACUCGGAGGCUGUUAAGAAGCUGAAGGGAGAGUAUUUGAUAAAGGCGUUGGAGGAACACAAGAUGGACCAGGCCCUUAUCUUCUGUCGUACAAAACUUGACUGCGAUAACAUGGAGAAAUACCUCCUGCAGAAGGGAGGUCGUAAUUUCUCCUGUGUUUGCCUACACGGUGAUCGUAAACCACAAGAAAGAAAGGCCAAUUUACAGAAAUUUAAGGACAAGGGAGUUAAGUAUCUGAUAUGUACCGACGUAGCAGCAAGAGGCAUAGAUGUAGGCGGGCUACAAUGUGUGAUCAAUGUGACUCUUCCUGAUGAGAAACAGAACUACAUCCAUAGAAUUGGUCGUGUGGGUAGAGCCGAUAGGAUGGGACUCGCUAUCUCUUUUGUUUCCACUGUUAAAGAAAAGGUGUGGUACCACUCCAACUGUAAUAACCGUGGAAGAGGCUGUUACAACACAAGUCUUACUGACCACGGUGGCUGCUGUGUCUGGUACGACGAGCCCAAGCUCUUGCUGGACAUCCAAGAACACCUGGACAUCACCAUAGAAACAGUUGAGCCUGACCUCAAGGUCCCCAUUAACGAGUUUGAUGGAAAAGUUAUUUAUGGCAACAAGAGGAAAAAUGCAGGGAGCUCUUAUCAAGGACACGUGGAUUCACUGGCCCCGGCAGUCAAGGAGCUCGCUGACCUCGAGAAACGGGCACAGACGUCAUUCAUUGACCUCAAAAAUAACAAACGGUUCAUGACACGAUGAUAUGAAGAACAGUCUAAAUGAUGGAACAGUUCAUCAUGUGAAAGAUUUGGAGUAGAUCUUUGCUCUCACAGUGUUAGGGUUAUCGGAGGCCAGAUAACGAACUUGAGAUUACCCGCGACGUAGAGUUCUAGUAAAUGACAGUGCUUCUGUUUUGUUUUAUUUGAAGAAGUAUCAUUUAAAUGUACGGGUUUGUGUUAAAGUAGAAAAUGUUAAGAAAUAUCUUAAUUUUGAAAUAAAAUUUUGGCAAAAAUUAUUGAAAUAAAAAUGCUUGUCAUUAAGGGCCCCUAUCCUCCAAAAAAUGUUCCUUUGUUUAAGGGAUAAUGAUAAUGACCCAUUGGGAGGCAACAUUGAUAACAAGAUGGUGAAGAGCAAGUCUACUGGAUUAAGUACACUGUAGAAAUAUUUUAUCCUUUAUUUGGUAAAUAUAGUGGUUUUGGGGAUCCCUUCUUACAACCAAAUAUUGCAAAGUAGUGCGCAAAUCAUGACCGGUCUUAUGUUUUCUCCUGUAGCUAUUGGUCACCACCUUUAUUUGCAUACUAUAUUGAUUUGUGUUCCCUUUUUUUCAUUUUUCAGGAUUCUAAGCACUAAAUAAAGAAAUGUUUCCAUAAAAUUUGUACAAGAUUUAUCAGUUAGGAGUGAAAAGCUUUCGAUAAAUGUGUUUUAGCAAAAUUUGAAACAUGUAAAAAUGUUACAUGUACUCAUCCAAUGCAAUUAUUUCUAUUUCUAUCUCCCUGUUUUAAUGUAGGUUAUAUGAUGCACUACAUUGAGAUGUAUUCAUUUUAAAUAGAAUAGAUAUACAUACAUACAGGUAUGGGAGUAAACAAUAUACUAACAGGUGUGGAAAUAAUUUACUUCUGUCCAACAGAAAUGUUACCUUAGAUUGUUGAAUCUGCAACAUUGGGACAAAAUGUAAUGUAAAUUGAGAAAUCCCCCCCCCC
Mizuhopecten yessoensis (Yesso scallop) is the source of this 3196-nucleotide messenger RNA. Its product is annotated as ATP-dependent RNA helicase DDX1-like. The transcript is spliced from 28 exons. Lineage: Eukaryota; Metazoa; Mollusca; Bivalvia; Pectinida; Pectinidae. Gene Ontology annotation, molecular function: nucleic acid binding; protein binding; ATP binding. The record is from RefSeq and is a predicted model, not a curated record. The coding region runs from base 60 to 2258 and encodes 732 amino acids.